Coprinopsis cinerea okayama7#130 is the source of this 816-nucleotide messenger RNA. RefSeq names its product lysozyme. The transcript is spliced from 2 exons. Bases 1 to 816 code for a protein of 271 amino acids. The record is from RefSeq and is a predicted model, not a curated record. Lineage: Eukaryota; Fungi; Basidiomycota; Agaricomycetes; Agaricales; Psathyrellaceae. Gene Ontology annotation, molecular function: lysozyme activity. Gene Ontology annotation, biological process: peptidoglycan catabolic process; cell wall macromolecule catabolic process.
AUGAAGCCCACUCUCCUCUCCACACUCAUCGCUCUCGCCCUGACCACCUCAGUCAUGGGCGCCAUUAACGAUGCCUGCUCUGUGAACGGGACACCCGGUGUCUGCCUCAGCACCACGACCUGCAGCAACGGCGGUGGCACCUCCACCGCCGGCUAUUGCCCGAACGAUCCCUCCAAUGUUCGAUGCUGCACCAAGAAGUGCGGCAGCGGCGGGACCUGCCGUUUCGAGAGCACCUGCUCUACUGGGAACACCGCUACAGGACUAUGCCCCGGACCCUCCAACUUCAAGUGCUGCUUGCCCGCAAGCGGCGGUGGAGGAAACUGCACACCCAAGGCCAUCAACAAGAAGACGCUCGACCUCCUCAAAGAGUUCGAGGGCUGGGCCGCUUCGCCCUACAAAGACGUCGCCGGAUACCCAACCGUCGGUUACGGCCACAAGUGCUCCAAGAACGACUGCUCCGAGCUCGGAUACAAGUUCCCCAUGACCAAGGCUCAGGGUGAGGAGCUACUCGCAAAGGACGUCAAGGGCUUUGAGAAGUGCAUCAGCGACUACAUCAACGACACCAUCAAGCUGAACGACAACCAAUACGGAGCUUUGGUCUCAUGGUCGUUCAACGUCGGAUGCGGGGCUGCCAAGGACUCGACCCUCAUUUCGAGACUGAACAAGGGUGAUAGCCCUAACACCGUCGCGGGCGAAGAGCUGCCGAGAUGGAACAAGGCUGGCGGUAAGGUCGUCGACGGGUUGACCAACCGUCGCAAGAAGGAAGUCGAGUUGUUCAAGACAUCUUCUACAGUCAUCGCCCAUCCUCCUUGCUAA